AUGGCUCUACUUCGGGUCCCCCACGGCCUUAUGGUCAUUCUUUGUGCAUUUCUUCCGUUUGCAUUCACCGCCGGAAUACCCCAUCUUUUCGGUCAAGCUGAGACUUCGCAUUCCGGCCCUACUGAAGUCACUGAUGAUUUGAACGAGAAUGGUUUGCCGACGAGCGAUGAAGAGCAUUUUCGACAGAAACGAGCUUACAACUAUCGAUACAAUUCGUGGUACAACAACGAGUGGAGUAUGGGUGGUGGGCUUCUCGUGAGACGAGAACCACCAAGCAAUUACUUAAAGAAAUGGAUCACUUAUGAGCACAAUCGCUAUCGACGAAUGGUUCCAGCCACUGAUAUGAAUAUGCUUUAUUGGUCAGAAGAGCUUGCAGCUUCAGCACAACGCCACGCGGAUACAUGCGAUUUUCGUCACUCACGCGGUCGAGUGAAUGUCGGUGAAAACAUUUGGGCAGCUCCUUACGCCAACUACUCGGACGCCAUCUCGAUCUGGUUUAAUGAGGUUCACAAUCCGUGGUGUGGAUGCAAUCACGCUUACAAACAUUGUUGUGGACACUAUAUUCAGGUUGUUUGGGCAAAGACAUCACUGGUGGGCUGUGGUUUCGCGAGAUGUCGCGACGUGCAAGGAGUUUGGGGACGCGGUCAUCGCAAUGUUUUUGUUUGUCACUACAAUCCACAAGGCAACACGGUAUACGUGACGGGAAAUGGACAGCUUUAUGCGGUUCCCGCAUUCAAAUGGGCGACUGGAGACAAAAAACGAUGCUCAGAGUGUCCAACACAUGCUCCAGCUUGUCAUCAGGGUCUUUGUUAUAUGCCAAGUGAAGGUACCAACAAUACGACUACAACCACCACAACCACAACGAAUUCCCAUUCCAAUGAAAACAACUUUGGAGACUAU
Molecule: messenger RNA, 900 nt
Organism: Mesorhabditis belari
Lineage: Eukaryota; Metazoa; Nematoda; Chromadorea; Rhabditida; Rhabditidae
Source: the annotation of a GenBank genome assembly